Messenger RNA from Megalops cyprinoides (Indo-Pacific tarpon), 4827 nucleotides. It is a transcript of the gene neurl4, whose product is annotated as neuralized E3 ubiquitin protein ligase 4. The record is from RefSeq and is a predicted model, not a curated record. Gene Ontology annotation, molecular function: ubiquitin protein ligase activity. Lineage: Eukaryota; Metazoa; Chordata; Actinopteri; Elopiformes; Megalopidae. The transcript has 29 exons. Bases 16 to 4752 code for a protein of 1578 amino acids.
GCCGCCCCAGUGAAGAUGGCUGCCGAGUUGCACCCGCGCAGCGGAAAACUGAUCGGCCUAUCGAACUCGAACCGAACCGCUCAGCGCAACCAGCCGGUCCAAGAAUUCAACCACGGCUUGGUUCUGAGUCGAGAGCCGCUGAGAGACCGUGAUGUCUUUACAGUCCGCAUCGACAAGAAGGUGAACUCGUGGAGCGGCUCCAUCGAGAUCGGCGUGACGACGCAGGACCCGGCAGGCCUGGUGUUCCCGAGCAGCGCCACGGGGCUGAAGGGCGGCUCGUGGAUCGUGUCUGGCUGCUCAGUGCUGAAGGACGGCCGCUCGGUGCUGGAGGAGUACGGCCGCGACCUGGACCAGCUGGGCGAGGGCGACCGCGUGGGCAUCCAGCGGAGCGGGCGCGGCGAGCUGCACCUGUGGGUGAACGGGCAGGACUGCGGCGCGGCGGCCAGCGGCCUGCCCGCGCGCCUCUGGGCCGUGGUGGACCUGUACGGCAAGUGCACGCAGGUGACGGUGGUCAGCUGCGAGCCGCCGCCCCCCGCCGCCGAGGGCGAGGCGGCCGAGGAGGAGGCGGGUACCACCGUGGCCGCCCGGGACGAGGGGACGGCAGGAGCCAUCGUGGUCACGGGCGCCGGCGCUGUGAACGGGGACAUGGAGGAAGCCCCUGAGCUUCCUCGCAGUCAGAGUCGACCAGACAAGUUCCCCAGCACCUUAGAGCCUGAGCCAGUGCUGACAGAACACCAGCUGUUUGACGUGUUCAACAACGCCAUAGUGUCCCUGUACCGCUCGGAAGAGGAGGGCACGGCUGAUGCCGGGGGCGGGGCAGGAGGCGGCGCCCCCGAGGGGUCGAGGGGGGCCGCGGGGGGCGGCGGCGGAGGGGGCGAGGGAGUCGGCGGCGGCGGGGGCGGGGAAGGGGACGGGGGCGGGGGAGGGGGCAGCACCAACGGCAGCACCAACGGCAGCAGCCCGGCCGGGAGCGGAGGGGGCGUGGUCGGGCAGGGGGCGGGGUCAGGCGGAGUUACGACCAACGACGCGCUGCUGUUCCACGAGAAGUGCGGCACGCUGAUCAAGCUGAGCAACAACAACAAGACGGCAGAGCGGCGGAGACCCCUCGACGAGUUCAACAACGGGGUGGUCAUGACCAACCGGCCGCUGCGGCACAACGAGAUGUUUGAGAUCCGGAUCGACAAGCUGGUGGACAAGUGGUCGGGCUCAAUCGAGAUCGGGGUGACAACCCACAAUCCUAAUAAUCUGGACUACCCCGCAACCAUGACCAACCUACGCUCAGGAACGAUAAUGAUGAGCGGCUGUGGGAUUCUUACCAACGGGAAGGGGACCCGCAGGGAGUACUGCGAGUUCAGCCUGGACGAGCUGCAGGAGGGGGACCACAUAGGCCUGAUGCGAAAAGCCAGUGGAGCUCUGCACUUCUACAUUAAUGGAAUUGACCAAGGCGUGGCCGCUGCCCAGACUCCAGCCGUGGUGUACGGAGUGGUGGACCUGUACGGCAUGGCGGUGAAGGUGACCAUCGUGCACAACCACAACCACAGCGACCGGCUGCGGCGCAACAACGCCAUCAUGCGGGCACUGUCGCCCGACGUGGGUCGGCCCCGCCCCGCCCUCUCCCUCACGCCCGACCCCGACGCCCAGGACCGCCUGCUCUUCCACCCCAACUGUGGCCAGAAGGCGGCUAUAAUCAGCGACGGGCGGACCGCCCUGCGGCCGCACGCGACGGACGACUUCAACCACGGGGUGGUCCUGAGCAGCCGGCCGUUGCGCUCCAAUGAGGUGUUCCAGGUGCGCAUCGACAAGAUGGUGGACAAGUGGGCGGGGUCCAUUGAGAUUGGUGUCACCACGCACAACCCCGCCUACCUGCAGCUGCCCUCCACCAUGACCAACCUGCGCUCAGGCACCUGGAUGAUGACAGGAAAUGGCGUGAUGCACAACGGAACCACGAUACUGGACGAGUAUGGGCACAAUCUGGACCGGCUAAAGGCCGGGGACACGGUGGGCGUGGUGCGGAAGGAGGACGGCAGCCUGCACUUCUUUGUGAACGGUGUGGCUCAGGGCCCGGCCGCCUGGAACGUCCCGCCCAGCGUCUACGCUGUGGUGGACCUGUACGGACAGGCUGCCCAGGCCACCAUCAUGGACGACAUGGCCGACCUGCCCCCCCUUCCUGAAGACAGCUCGGAGGGUCCCACGGCGAUGUCCCCCGGCAGCCCCUGCUCCGUGGGCGGGGCCAAUGGCACUAGUGACCUGCGCUUCCACCAGCUCCACGGCACCAACGCAGUCAUCACCAACGGAGGGCGCACCGCCCUGCGGCAGAACUGCCGCAGUGAGUUUAACGACGCCAUCGUCAUCUCCAACAGGUGCCUCAGAGAUGGGGAGCUGUUUGAAAUCAUCAUUCAGAAGAUGGUGGAUCGCUGGUCAGGAUCAAUUGAGGCAGGGGUGACCGCAAUCAGGCCAGAGGAACUGGAAUUCCCCAAUACCAUGACUGACAUUGACUAUGAUACAUGGAUGCUGAGUGGCACGGCCAUCAUGCAGGACGGUAACACCAUGCGGAACAAUUACGGCUGUGACCUGGACUCCCUGACCACGGCCUCCCGCAUCGGCAUGAUGCGCUCGGCCACCGGAGACCUGCACUACUACAUCAACGGCGUGGACCAGGGCGUGGCCUGCACCGGCCUGCCACCAGAGGUGUUCGCGGUCAUCGACCUGUACGGUCAGUGCGUCCAGGUGUCCAUCACCAGCGCCUCCGGGCCGCUGGACAACAGCCUGUGCACCAGCAACAUCACGGAGAAGAGCUUCCCCAUCCACUCGCCAGUGGCCGGGGUGGCUCAUCGUCUGCACGGUAAACAUGGCAAGAACGUGGUGCUGCUGGGAGACGGCUGCCAGGCGGUGAGGGUGGGCGGGUACGCGCACGGCAUCGUCUUCAGCGCCAAGGAGCUCAAGACGGAUGAGCUCUUCGAGGUGAAGAUCGACGAGGUGGACGAGCAGUGGUCCGGCUCGCUGCACGUGGGCCUGACCACGCUGCAGCCGGCCGACCUGCCCUCCUGCCCCAUGGGCGGCCUCUCGCCCUCGCUGCCCCAGCUCAGGGCCAGGGUCACAUGGCUGCUGGCCGGCUCCGAGGUGCGGCGCAACGGCUCGCUGCAGAGGCAGAACUACGGCUGCUCGCUCGACCGGCUGGCGGUGGGGAACCGCGUCGGGGUGAAGCGGUGCAGUGAUGACACCAUGCACAUCCUCAUUGAUGGAGAGGACAUGGGACCCGCUGCCACUGCGGUGGCCAAGAACGUGUACGCGGUGCUGGACCUGUACGGCAGGGUGACGGCCGUGUCCAUCGUCAGCUCCACGGUGCUGGAGGACUCGGAGAGCGUCAAGGCCCCAUCGCUCUCUUCCGACAGCUGCAGCGAGGGCGAGGACGACAGCACUCCGUGUGAGAACGAGGCUGCCUUGGUUCCUGCAGCCAUGGCCUUCUUGGAGAAUCAUGGGAAGAAUAUCCAGCUGUCCAAUCAGAAUCUGACAGCUGCCCGGGUGUCCAGCUACAACCAGGGCCUGCUGGUCACAGCACAGCCCCUCGCCCGACAGCAGCUUUUCCAGUUUCAGAUUGACCGCUUGAACCCAUCCUGGACGUCCUCCCUGUCGCUGGGUGUGAUUGGCCACUCCCCCGACCGCCUCAACUUCCCCUCCACAGCCUGCUGUCUGAAGCGCUCCGCCUGGCUGCUACAGCGAGACUCGGUCUUCCACAACUCCCUCAAGAUCUGUGAGAACUACGGGCCCAACCUGGACACCUGCCCCGAGGGGACGGUCCUGGGCCUGCUGGUGGACGGGAACAACUGCCUGCACCUCUACGUCAACGGGAUGGACCAGGGCGUGGCAGCCCAGGACAUCCCCAGCCCCUGCUACCCCCUCAUCGACCUGUACGGCCAGUGCGAGCAGGUUACCAUAGUGACCAACGAUGUGCCAGCGGUGGGAAGGGAGAGCGGAGAGUCGCGUUGCCAGGGUGACAUGGAGAAGGCUGACAUGGUUGAUGGGAUCAAAGAGAGUGUGUGUUGGACGCCCCCUCCAGAAGUCAACCCAAAUAAGACCUGCGAGUACCAAGCGCUCUGUGCCCGCUUUAAAGACCUGCUGACUCUGCCUGAUGGCUACUUUAAUGAGGACGCCAAGUACAACCUGUGCUACUGUGAGUCCUGCCACAAGCUGCGCGGCGAUGAGGCAUACUACAAGCGCGGGGAGCCUCCCCGGGACUACGCCCUGCCCUUCGGCUGGUGUCGCUUCGCCCUCAGGAUAAAGCCGCACUGCGAGGUGUCCAACGCGCUGAAGAAGUGGCACAUCGCCUACCACGGCACCUCUGUGGGCAACCUGAGGCGCACCCUGGACCACAGCCAGCUGCUGUCAGGGACGUCGUCCAUCUUCUCGGUGUCGCAGGUGAAGGCAGAGGGCCAGAACGGCUACAGCGGGCCGGAGGAGAACAGCGCCCCCGACAGAGACAUCCCCAGAGUGCAGCUCUCUCCCACCAUGCGCUACUCCGGCCUGGAGACCUUCGCCCCCAAAGUGCAAUUCCGGGACCCUCGCUCGCACCGCUACCACCAGGCGCAGGUGGGCUUCCAGGUGUGCGUCCGGCCGGGCUCCUACAAGGCCGGCCCGCAGAGCUUGGGGCUGAGCGAGUCCCUGGACCCCCGCUUCAGCAACGCUGAGAUCGAGUGGAUCACCAAGGAGAAGGGAGGCACCCUGCUGUACGGCCUGCUCAUCCGAGUGGAGUGAAGGACGGGAUGGUGGGGGGGGGGUGCAGGGGGUCCCCAAGGCCUCCUGCUCUGACACCAACCAAAAUUCCAAAAU